AUGACGCGAAACGUCAAAGGGAAGAAAUCGGCGAAGAGGUUGCCAAAGAGGAGAGUUCGAAAGUUCUGGCCGACGAAGAUCGCCGCGUUGAUCGUCUCUGCUAUACAAGAUCUUCGCGAGACGAAAGGAUCCACGCCUAGCAAAAUCAUCGGUUACAUUAGCUACGCGUCCGACAUGGCCGACGGAAAGGUUAAGCGACAAGUGAGUUUCUCGAUCAGAGAUCCAGUGAAGUCGGUUUUGAAGAGAGGUUUGAAGUACGGUAUACUGAGGAGGCGUCGUGGACACUAUUUCCUUCCGACGGGCGACGAGUUGGACCGUGCGAACCGCGUCGCCCUGAGGUUCGCCAAGUUAACGUUGCCAUCAUCAGCAACUCGUCCCGCCAAGUCGAACGCACUCUUGCACGGCAAAGUGGCGAGAAGAGGAAGCAAGUCCGCGAUGAGAUCACGGAGAACGAAACGGCUCGUGCCAUUCCGUCCAGUUUUAAUCUCGCCUACGGUUAGCUUGGCCAACGUCGACGACCUGUAA
Messenger RNA from Heterotrigona itama, 525 nucleotides. NCBI's taxonomy places the organism in Eukaryota, Metazoa, Arthropoda, Insecta, Hymenoptera, Apidae. The record is from the annotation of a GenBank genome assembly.